Molecule: messenger RNA, 1182 nt
Organism: Geosmithia morbida
Lineage: Eukaryota; Fungi; Ascomycota; Sordariomycetes; Hypocreales; Bionectriaceae
Exons: 2
Coding region: 1-1182 (393 amino acids)
Source: RefSeq, a predicted model, not a curated record
AUGGCCAUCGCCGAGGCAUCGAGGAGACUGUCCCGCGUACCUUCCAACCCGUCUCGCCGUGCAGCCGCCGCGGCGAGGGUCACCAAGCCCUUGAGCGCCCACACCAGCCCGACAGCAGUGAUGAAGUCCAGCGGUAGUAGGAUGAAUGCUGCCGCCGCCGCCGACUACCGUCACUACCACCACCACCAUAGCAGCAACAGCAACAUCGACAACGCCCAACAGCAGCCGCCUGUAUACCACGCAACGUCACGACGACAGCAGCAGCAGCCAAUGUACCCGGGGGGAGCACCCGCCUCCCGCCCCGUCAGCUGGCAUCCGAGCUCGUACAUGAUGGCUCCCACCGCCGCCUCCACGAGCUACCCCGGCAUGGAUCUGACGCCUUCGAGCUGCUACCCUCUGUCCACGCCGACAAUGUACACGGCAGCCUCUGCCGGCUACGCCCAUCCCAUCAGCACCAGCGACAUGGAUGCCUCCUCGUCGGCAUACCCUCUGCUCUCCCCCACGGCAGCAGCAGUAUGCCACUCGACAAACGUAUCCCCCUGCUCCACAUUCUCCCUCCCCACCACCGGCGGUGCUGCCGGUCUCGCCGUCAUGUCCCAGACCAACAACAACAGCAACAAUGACGACGACGACGACAACCACCGGUUCGCCAGUCCUGACAACACCGUCUGGACACAUCACUUUGAUGGUCUCCAGCAGGGCAGCAGCAGCAACUACUUUGCCCAGCAGCAACCUCCCUCCCUCACACCGGCCGAGAGCACGCUCGAGUGGCACGACGACCACGUCCUGGGCGGCAUCACCACCCCUCCCACACCCGAGGCCUUCAUUCAGCAGCAGCACCAGCAGCUGACGCAGCAGGUCAUUCCUCAGGAGGAGGAGGAGGAGGAGGUGGUGGCCGGUGAUGAUGAUGGGGAUGACGAUGGCGAGAUCCUGAUCGGCAUGGGACUCUACGACACCCCCGACAAGAUGUUCUGCGAGGACCCUCAGCUCGACAACUACAGGUCUACCAUGUCCUGCCUGCUGGGCUCUACGUACCGCUCCUCCCUCGAGGCCUACCAGCCCAUGGGGAAGGGGCUCACGCUCGAGAAGGCUUGGGAGCCUCCCACGUCUGAUGAUGGGGAGGACGACGCCGACGGUGACGAGGACCCCCCGGACAGAGCCGCGUGCUCCACACCCUCCUGA